AUGAGACAACAUCAUCUCGACCCUUGUAGAAGAGCGGUUGUGUUUCAUUUGGAUCGAGUGUACUCACAGAGAGAGGGGAUUACGAGUGUUUAUAGAAUCAUGGAAACACACAAUUGCACAUUUGGUAUGACUUCUCCAAGGAGAAUCCAAGAGAUCAAGGUGUAUUCACAAAAAUUAAAUCUCGACUUGAAACAAUUGCAGGCGCCUAGACGACAAUGUUGUGAUAUAUUGCCUUCAUCGUCAGAAAAAUUAAUGGAAAUCAACAUUAGGGCAUGUCAUGAAGAGGAACUAGUAUAUAAGCGACCAUAA
Messenger RNA from Lactuca virosa, 309 nucleotides. The record is from the annotation of a GenBank genome assembly. NCBI's taxonomy places the organism in Eukaryota, Viridiplantae, Streptophyta, Magnoliopsida, Asterales, Asteraceae.